AUGGAGUCAAAGGAUGUGCUACGAGUCCAUCGUUAUGACCCUAACUCCAACUCAACCAGGAAGGUCCGCAUCAUUGAGAAGGAUAAAACGGAAAAGAACGAGAAUCUGGUCUCUAUUCGUGAGAUCUUGAAGAAACAUCGUGUUUUCGAUUCCAAGGAGGAGAAAGACUUUGUCGACAAAGGCGUGGACUUGACAUUGAAGAAAUCACCGGACGUCUUAACGGUUGACGGCUCUCUCCUGAAAUCAACUCUGAAUGCUAGCCAGUGGACAGCUAAUGCGGGAGUGAACUUGUCUCACCCAGCGGAUUUUACCGAGCACCAUUGGAGUAUCAUAACACGCACCAACUCCAUACUAAAUGGUUACACCUUUGAGGAAGUCCAGAGAAAAGACCCUGAUGGCCAGAUAAAGGCUUUCAUGAAAGUAGGACGCAGUCCGUACACUGCGUUCAAGCUCAAAGCAAGAGCCUUUGAACCAUACGAAAUAGCAGCCCCGCCGCUGAUCGCAGGGGUGACCGAAGCAAUAGUUCCGCCAGCACCGUCAGCACCGGGAACCCCAAAACCAGCAGCACCUGAAUACCGUAUUCCGCGCUUCCGAGUCGACGAUGACUCCUAUGUGACGGUUUACGAGACGAAAAACUCUUCACAGCACUCACUCGCUAAAAGCUCAUUCUCUGAACAUUCAGCACAUGCUUCGGUGGGCGCUGGCUUGUGGGGGGGCUCUGCUGCUGUCAGUGUUGGGUUCGCGACGAGUCAAUCAAACCAAAGCUUGCACGCCACUGAAGAGGACAACCAAAAGCUCAAUAUAUCCUACAAUUUCCCGCGUGUCACACUGUUCUUAGAUCACAUUAAUCUGGAAAUCACCGAUGAAUGUAAGGAGGCAAUCAAGGGCCUCGGUACCAAGGAGAGCUACGAAGACUUUGGCAGGAAAUUUGCCCCGCCGCAUGGUGUGCCACUGUUGGUGACUUACAACUGGAGAGUUAUCCAGUUCAUACAGCAUUUGUCCAAGGGAUUCGAAUCCCAACAGAGUUACAAGACAAUCCAGUUCUAUGUCCAAGAUAAAGCUGGAGACAAGGGCUACCUGAAGUCAUUCCAUGAUGACCUGACAUUAUGCCACGAAGUGAUGGAUAAUUACAAAAAGGCUGCCUCGGAGACUGGAAUGCCAGCGACAGGUUCGGUCAUUGCUGCUUUGCAAUCGAAAAUUAGCGUACGACGUGAUACAAAAACACAUGAGAAUGCUGUCUGGGAAGCUAUCAUUCCAGUUUCUGCCAAUGGUGACCAGCGCAUGUACUAUGAGGCGACGAUGCUUAUUAAACCUCAAGGAGUGGAUCAGUAUCUUGGCUUCACUCCCAGUAUUCUUGAUAAAAAGACCAGCGAUGACCCUUUCCCAUACUAUCUGUCCUUGAGGGAUCAACCGACAUACUUUUGGUUCCAGACGCCGGGAGCCCCAAAGAAAGAAGGCCUCAUUAACACCAAUGAUACAGUGGAGAUAGGCGUGGUUGAUCCUUGGACGGGAAAGAGUAUGGGUCUUCUGAGAGAGGCGGGUGACAAACUCGUUGGCAUUGAUCAUUAUGAGAACAGCAAGGCCAAAUCUUUGAGUUUCUAUUUUUAUUUGAAAGAUUGA
This is a messenger RNA of Aspergillus steynii IBT 23096, 1620 nucleotides long. RefSeq lists its product as uncharacterized. NCBI's taxonomy places the organism in Eukaryota, Fungi, Ascomycota, Eurotiomycetes, Eurotiales, Aspergillaceae. The record is from RefSeq and is a predicted model, not a curated record. Bases 1 to 1620 code for a protein of 539 amino acids. The transcript has 12 exons.